AUGUCUAGCUGUCUGAAAAACCCCCACUCUAAAGACACUAGACAAUCACUGUUAACCUUUCAAGCUAUUACAAAUUCUGAUGUAUCUCCUGGUACUGUUGGUGAGUUAGGAACUUGGGUCUUUAACCAGGAAGCUAUUAGGAGGGCCUUGGUUGAAAUGAUUAUAAUAGAUGAACUGCCUUUUAGAUUUCUGGAGGGUCCAGGGUUUAGGAAGUUCAUUCUGGUGGUUUGUCCUAGGUUUAAGAUUCCAUCUAGAUGGACAAUUAGUAGGGACAUCAAUCUGAUUUAUGAAGAGGAAAGACUGGAGUUGAAAUGUUUUUUUAGGGGAAACACUCAAAGAGUCAGUAUUACAACUAACUCUUGGACUUCUAUUCAGAGAAUUAACUACAUGGUAGUGAUUGUCCAUUUUAUAGAUGAAGAGUGUAAGCUUCAUAAGAAGAUUAUCUCAUUUGUCCCUAUUACAUCACAUAAGGGUGAGUCUGUUGCAAAAGUCAUUGAAACCUGUUUGCUUGAUUGGGGGAUUAGGAAUGUGUACAGUAUAACACUAGACAAUGCUUCCUCUAACGACACUGUUAUAGAUGGCCUGAAACAAUGUGAUGUUUCUGUGAAGAAGGUAAGGGAGGUUGUAAGAUAUGUGAGGAGUUCACCUGCUAGACUUAAGAAAUUUAGGGACUUGGCUGAGUGGAAUGUGAUUGAACAGAAAUCUUCUUUGUGUCUAGAUGUUCCAACCAGAUGGAACUCUACAUAUCUUAUGUUACAAUCUGCAAUUACAUAUGAGAAAGUGUUUGAGUCACUUGAAGAAAGUUCUUUAUAUGUCACUUCUAACACUUUCUUUUCUGAAAUUUCUGAUUUAUACUGCCUCUUGAAUGGCAUGGUGGAAGCUGGAGGGUCUGUGAAACUGAUGGACCCCAGAGACAAGUUAGAGUACAUGGCAACACAGAUGAAUCACAUGUAUGGUGAGGUAAAAGGUAAACCCUACUAUGAGAAAGUGAUUGCAGCCUUAAAAGAGUUGUUUAAUGAUUAUGCUACCUCUACUCCUGCUUCUGCCACUACUGCUUCUAUCAGUACUCCUACUGAUUUUUCACAGUCUACAAUAGCGAGGGAUGUUUUAGCUAUACUAAUAUCUAUUGUUGCCUCAGAAUCUGCCUUCAGUACAUCUGGUAGGGUUUUAGAUCCUUUUAGGAGUUCAUUAACUCCUAAAAUUGUGGAAGCUUUGGUCUGUACUCAGGAUUGGCUUAGGCUACCAAAUAUCCCCUUAUCAAUUGAGAAAAAUCUGGAGGAAUUGGAGAGAUUUGAACAAGAAAUUGGUACUGAUGGUGGCAGUGGAACUGUAAGGAGUGGUGGUUCUACACUUGCUACAAUUCCUCUAGCUUGUAUGUUUUAUACUUUUAUUAUUGUGGCCAUGAUGAAAGCUUCCACCAAUGAUCUGAAAAAUAUGGGAUUAAGCUGGAAGAAGAAGAAGAACAAUAGGAACUAG
This is a messenger RNA of Ipomoea nil (Japanese morning glory), 1476 nucleotides long. RefSeq names its product zinc finger BED domain-containing protein RICESLEEPER 2-like. Gene Ontology annotation, molecular function: protein dimerization activity. The record is from RefSeq and is a predicted model, not a curated record. Bases 1 to 1476 code for a protein of 491 amino acids. NCBI's taxonomy places the organism in Eukaryota, Viridiplantae, Streptophyta, Magnoliopsida, Solanales, Convolvulaceae. The transcript has 9 exons.